Molecule: messenger RNA, 5547 nt
Organism: Zonotrichia leucophrys gambelii
Lineage: Eukaryota; Metazoa; Chordata; Aves; Passeriformes; Passerellidae
Gene: C2H8orf34
Product: chromosome 2 C8orf34 homolog
Exons: 13
Coding region: 580-2364 (594 amino acids)
Source: RefSeq, a predicted model, not a curated record
CGGGCAGGGGAGCGGCGGCGGCAGAGCAGAGCAGCCCCCGCCUCCCGCCCGCUCUCCUCCCCCUUCCCCCGCUCCCGCCUUUUGUGCGCCGAGCCCGGGCGUCAACGGGCGCCGGCGGCCGCGGAGCUGACAGGAGCCCGCGGCUAUCGGCCUCGGCAGCGGCGCUGUGGCGAGGGCGGCAGCGCUGAGCCGCGGCCGCUCCCGUCACCAAGGCGCUGCCUGGCACAGAAACACAGACAGAGACGGACUGACAGACACACGCAGCGCGGAGCGGCGCGGGCUCGGGGGCCGCCUUCGUAGCUCCUCUCCUCCCUGCACCAUGCUCCGCUCCAGGCAGCACCCGCCCGCUGCUCCCUGAGGGCUGCCAGCCCCGCGCCCGGCUAAGCGGGCGACUGGCACCCGGUUCCUUCCCCGCCCCCAGUUACCUGAGUUAGCUCCGUCCCGGGCACUUCGGCGGCGCCUCCGCCCUCUCCCGCUGUGGCAGCCCUUGUGCGGCGGAGGAGUGAGCCGCCAGCAGCCGGAGGGACUGCAGCCGCCGCCGGGGGAGACGAGCUCAAGCCCCCGCCCCCGGAGCUCUUCAUGGCGUCUCACCAGCAGACGAGGAUCCAAGCCUACCUGGAGAAGAAUAAGAUCGGUCCCCUCUUCGAGGAGUUGAUGACCAAGCUGAUAACGGAGACACCUGACCAGCCAAUCCCAUUUCUAAUUGAUCAUCUUCAGUCCAAGCAGGGAAACCGUGGUCAGCUUCAGAGAACAUUGUCUGGCUCUGCUGCCCUCUGGGCAGAGAGUGAAACCUCAGAAAAUAAAGGAACAAGAAGAGAUUUUAGAAAUUAUGAUAAGCCUUGGCAGGUAAAUGCAAAAAAGCCUAAAAAGUCAAAGAGCGACCUUGCUGUGUCCAACAUUUCUCCACCAUCACCGGAGUCCAAGUCAUUGCCAAGGUCAAUAGAGCAUCCUAAAUGGGAUUGGAAGACAAAACCGGAGAACCAUGAUUUUGAUGAACUAAAUCAUAUUCUUCAAGAGAGCAAAAAGCUUGGAAAAGCCCUUGAGAAUCUGUCUCGCAGCAUUGCUAUUUCUGAUGAACUUGAUAAGGACACAGCAGGUUUUAAUACCCCCCUUCUCAGACCUCGUGUUAUUGGAGAAUGGAUUGGCCGUGAAGAGAAUGAUGCAGACCCUCUGGCUGCUGAGAUGCUGCAGCCACCAAUACCAAGGAAUAAAAAUGAGCAGUGGGACAGCGAGGAUAGCAGCAGUCCUGGAGGAAGCUUAAAAAUGGAGCCAAAGACCAAAGGAUUAAAACAUCAACAGCAGCAACAUAAGAAGCUGCUGGCUGCCAUGCUUUCUCAGGACUCCUUUGAUUCUGCUCAAAGCACAGCUCCAUCUGUAACUGAAGAAGACAUUGACAAUGAAGAUGAUGCAAUGGAACUACUGGAGGAUCUAGAUGAUCUCAGAAUGGAAGGAGUAACAAGUGUGGUGUCUUCUGGGAGCAAAUUCAAUCAAACUCGAAGUGCUCAUACGGCUGAGCCUCAAGCAAAAGUCACAUUGAAUAUAUGUGCAAGAUGUGCCAGAUUGCAAGGGGAUAAUUUGGCAGAAAGGCCAGAAGAUGUCUCCAUGGUAUCUCAGACAUCUGAGCCAGCAGUGUCAGACUCUGAUGCUCAAAUACCUGGGGUUGAAACGCUCACAGAAGAUGUUAAUGAGUUUCAGAGUGCAUCUCAAGUGACAGCAUCUUCUCAGACAGUUUGGACCUUGGAUGCUGUGAGUGUUAGACCUGGAGGUUCCCCAAGGCAGAAACUCCUAAAGGACUCCUUAGCAGCAAAAGAACUUCAGACCAUGGAAAAACACCUAGCUGACAUUGAGAAGGACCUCGCACUGUGGGAAGAGGCAAGGCUCUCAAGAAGCCCUGGUGUCCAGCAUCCCAGUGUAGUUACCUCUGACCACCAAGGCGCUCUUCAAGCUGCACAGGGCCCAGCCCCAAGGCCUCAGGUGCCAGCUCCAACAGGGAAGAAUGUUCAGCUCCAAGGAAGCAAAUCGCCGCCGCUGCCCACCAACAGCAGAACACAGGUCUCCAGUGCCACAGGCAGCAGUGCACAAAUCAAGAGACCAGCAGCUCCAGGGAGCAGACCUAUGACCCCAAAUAGCUUGUUGUCACGGCCUCUUACCCCUAGCAACCAAGGAAAUAGGGAAGGCAUUAUUAGCAUUCAAAGAAGCAGAUCUUUGUCAUCCAAGAGCCAAAUGGGGAGGACCCUCAGUGCUGCUUCAGGGCUUUCUGUGCAAGUGAGUGGAGAUGUUGUUGGAACUGUCACUACUCAGAGAAACAGUUUAUCAGAAGCAGUCUUGUUGUUAAGUGAUACACAGUCAUGUGAUGCCAAGUAAAAUGAUUGUAUAUGCUCCUGAAACUAUGUGUAUGUAAUGUGUGAAAGAUAUCCAGUCUGCCCACCACUUUUGAUCUUUCCUGUAAAAAGGCAGACAAUUAAAAAUGCUUUCUUCCAGAGCCUUUCUGUAGUUAUGGUAAUAAUAAGCAAGAGUCCCAUUUAAUUUGCUGUGUCUUGUUACUUCUGUUUGCUGAUAGCUCUCACAGUAAGCGUCCUGUUCUGCCUUUAAUAUAUGUAUAUAUUUGUCUCGAGAAUUUUAGGAAGUGAGCAAUAUUAUUAUGCUAUUUUCCAGUUAGAAUAGCAUGUCCAGAUUCAGCCAGCAAUCCACUGUAAAGCUGAUGUUAAACCUCAGCAUUUCUAUGCAGGAUCUUAUCCUCUGUUAAAAUCCCUUCUAGAAGUGACAAAUUCUUUUCUUUCUCUUUGCUCACUGGGUACAAUAGUACCUUGGCUGCUAGUGACCCAGCUCAGACCCUAUUUAUCCUUUUUGACAUGCACAAGUGACCUUUGACAUAAUGGAAACUCAGCUUGGGACUAGCUCUGCUUCCAAAGGGAAAGCUGCUGGUACGACGCGUUCACACUGAAGACCAGGUUGGGAAGGCCCAUGGAUGUCAGAAAGAAGCUGAUGGAGAUGUGGCCAAUCGGCCACUCCCAGCCUCAUUUUUGAAGUGUUAUACUAAAAGCUUUCAAGUUGUCUUUUGCCCACUUAAGUUCCUGGUCACUUAGAGAAGUGGAUUUAGACAGAACAUACCCAGGAAAUACGUCUGCUCUGUGACAUUUUUUGCCAUGUUAGACAUUUCCUUCCAUUUGUGGUCAUAUGAUUUCACUUUCUUGUGUCACAGCUUGUCUCUGACCAUGGAGAUAUAUUUUAAAAAGGCAGAGAUGGUUUGGGGUAGGAGAACAAGAGUCCUGCCUGUCUUUGUACUAUUGCAGAUCACAAACAUAUAAAACUCAAGGCUGAUACUGUAAUUUAUUUUGCAACUUUCAUUGUAGGUUUUGUAUCCUCUUCCUGUAUAAAACCAGUAAAAUAAAAGAGGGAACAUUAUCUUUAUUCUUAUUAGCCCUAUGGUCUCAACUGGGAAUUUCUACUGGAUGUAAAUACACUGUGGUUAUAUUGGCAAUCCUAUGGAAGAAACUAUGAUAAAAUUUUUUGCAAAUAACUCUGCUUCCUUACUUUUAGGUGAUGUUAAUGGAAUUAAUCAGUAGAAUGUUGAUAUAUAUUUGAUGAGAAAAAGUCCGUUGAAAAGAAUGUGACUACUGGGUGCCAGGAGCAUGUUUUACCCUAAGGAGCUUGAUACACUUAUUUAUUUACUUGCUUAUUUGUUGGGAAUUUUAACAUAUCUCUCAAUGCCUUAUGUAUGCUUCCUAGAUUGUAAUGUGUUUCAAAGUAACAUAACAAGUCUAAAUAGAAAAAUAUUACUAAUAAAUACAAUUCAAAGUUCUUAAGCUUUAGUAAAGUUCAUGCUGCAGCAUGGGUGGUUCAGUCUUGUUACAGCACAAAUCUUAAAUAAUUUGGCAAGUACUUAACAUAUCAGCUGUUAAGAAUGUUUUGGGGUUUUUUAAUGCUCAAGACUUAUAAUGAUCUGAGAUUUUGUGGACAAGUUUCUGCCUCCUGGCACACAUAAUAUUACUAAGUUCUAACAGGUGUGUUUUAUUAUCAGCUCUGUUCAAGGCUGAAUUGAAUUAUAGCAAAGAAAUGCUACCUAGAGAAAUAGUUUUAUUAUCUCUAUAAAGGUAAUAAAUCAGGGUUCCAAAUCCUUUGGCAGAAAUACUUUUAUGCAUGGUCCUAAUCCUUUGGUGUUUUGUAUAAAUUGGCAAAGGAAUGUUGAACCCUGCUUAUCUCUUUAGGAUGGAUUCCAUUAAAGUGACACAAUUCUGUGAUACUUGUCAAUAGCUGUCGAGAUGAAAAUACCACUGACUCUCUUGUUUGCCAUAUCAUUUUCUGAACAGAAGAAAUUUUGCAAUAAUUUCAUUUAUUCAGAUAAUUCAAAGUGGUAUUCAGCAAUCCUUAUUAGUCUGUCAUUGUUGAGAGCAAGAAACUUUGUCUUAUUUGAAUAUAGCCUUGAUUAACAAAAUUUUUACUUCAAUUUACUGGAGUAUAGAGCAUAACUUGUGAUGAGGACUCUCUUUUUGGUCAGAUACUCUCAUUCUGUUCCACUGCCUCGCUCAGGACUUUGCUCUGUGUUUUUGGAAGAUUAAAAAGUGUGUGGGUCAGUGUGAGAGUCACUCAUCCCUACUGCAAGAAUCCUGUUCCUUGAACAAAAACAUGUUCAGUGUUGUAGGCAGCAACCUUCUCCAGCACAGCACAUUGGAAAUGGCCAUACAUGAGUGAGGCCUGAAGCUCCUGCCUGAAUUUACUGCUGGCCCAUGGCAGCAGUCUUUGUGAAUUUUUAGCACGUUACUGACAGAAUUAAUAAUUUACUCCCAGCGAGCCAGAUCUUGAUUGAGCAGCCUUCAGUCUCCCUAAGCUGAUUUAAACAAGCCUGGAUUCUGUAUUUAAAUCAGAUAGCCUAAGAAUAAAAUUUAUGUUGCAAUACAAUUUAACUUUAAAUAUGUAGAUUCUCAUUUCAGCUGAUGUAACACAAAACAGGGUUAUUACCCCCCUUUUUUUUUCAAGAACUUAUAUAAAUCUGGCCAGUGAUUUUAUGAUAUCUGGCUAAGGUUAAAGUUUUCUUUUAUAGACUAAACUUGCAUGUUUGAACUGCCUUUGAAAAUAAAACGGUGCAUUCCAGUCUCAUCUCUCCCCAUGAAUAUUUCAAAGGAAUGUGUCAAAGUAUUUUAUAUGUCUGUUUGUAUACCUGUUCACAUACAUAUGUGUGUGUCUGCAUGGAAAAAUAUUCUUAUAUGCAUACAUGUAAACAUUAUAUUAAAAAGUAGGCAAUUUUAAAACAUUUUCAAAAGCUAUUUACAGCUGCAUAUGCAUUUUUAACCAUGUAAAACAUUUAUACUUUGAUUUUUUACAUUUAGCAUGUAAAACUUUUACAUUUUGAUGUUUUAAUGGUAUCUUAGAGACAAAAGUUUCCAUAACAUAUUUUCUUCCUAAGCCUUCUCCUUAUGCAGCAAAACCGUAGGUUCUAAAUCAGGUGUCAGAUUCUUGUACUUAUUAGACUAGAAACAGUGAAAAUUUUGACAGAUCAAAGCCUCACUUAAGCAAAUUGCAUUUGAAAUGUCUGUUCAGUCCAAAAAC